UAACUGUCUUAUCUGGUUGUACUGCAGAAGUAACCAAAUUUCUAUUAAUGUUUGUAUCUUUGACUAUUACUCGGUGUUCUGCAUGUGUUUCUGUUUUAUUCGUAUUUGAUACAGUGGGAACUUCAGUAACGUCAGUGUCUUUAUCUAGAUUUACUUCUUUUUCUUUGCUGUAUUUCACAGCAUUUGCAAACGAUUUAGUUCCAUUUUUUCUAUUUGUUAUCAACAAAUCUUCAUUUGCAAGCGAUUUAAUUCCAUUUUUGUCUAUUUGUUAUCAACAAAUCUUGUAUGUGAAUUGUAUAAUCCUUCAUUUUUAUCACAUCUUCCACUUGAAUUCCCAUUUCAUAUUCUUUGUGGCAUUCUUUGUGUUUCUAUUUUCGUUUUUGAUUUCGUUUGGCAUACCUUCUUUAAUGUAGAGAACUGGGUCAUCAGUGACAAAAAAUUGUCAGUUAUGUCACUGAUCUACUUCUAACCGUUGAUCUUCGAGAAACGACCCUGUUUCAGCGG
Messenger RNA from Acanthoscelides obtectus, 504 nucleotides. The record is from the annotation of a GenBank genome assembly. Lineage: Eukaryota; Metazoa; Arthropoda; Insecta; Coleoptera; Chrysomelidae.